GCGGCCGGAGCGGCCCCAGCCCGGUGUCCGAGUCCGGUGUCCGAGCCCGGUGUCCGGCUGUGUCCGAGCCCGGUGUUCGGUGGUGUUCGCUGUCCCAGCCCGCUGUCCGGCCGUGGCCCCGUGAUGACUCUGGAGGAGCUGCCCGGGGAGCGCCGCGCCGCCGGGAGGAUGGAGCAGGCGGGGGACGCGCUCGAGGAGGUGCUGAGCAAGGCGCUGAGCCAGCGGAGCCUCACCCUCGGCGUCUACGAGGCGGCCAAGCUGCUCAACGUGGACCCCGAUAACGUGGUGCUGUGCCUGCUGGCGGCCGAGGAGGAGGAGGCGGGGGACGCGGCGCUGCAGAUCCACUUCACGCUGCUGCGGGCCUUCUGCUGCGAGAACGACAUCAACAUCCUGCGCGUCAGCAACCCGGCUCGCCUGGCGGAGCUGCUGCUGCCGGCAGCAGGCCCCGAGCCGCCCGCGGACCUGCACUGCGUGCUCGUCACGAACCCGCAGGCGUCGCAGUGGAAGGAUCCAGCGCUGAGCCAGCUGAUGUGUUUCUGCCGGGAGAGCCGGUACCUGGACCAGUGGGUGCCGGUGAUCAACCUCCCGGAGCGGUGACCCCCAGCCCGGCCCCGCUGCCAGCCUUUGCCACUUGCUCAGGAAGGAACUCCCUGCCCCGGCUCCAGGAUUCCCCCGGGGGAGGGAGGAAAAAUAAAACACAAUAACAACUUUUAAAAAAAAAAAAAAAUAGAUCUAAAAUAAUAAAGUUAAAACUGAUGUC
Poecile atricapillus (Black-capped chickadee) is the source of this 760-nucleotide messenger RNA. It is a transcript of the gene GADD45A, whose product is annotated as growth arrest and DNA damage inducible alpha. The record is from RefSeq and is a predicted model, not a curated record. The transcript is spliced from 4 exons. Lineage: Eukaryota; Metazoa; Chordata; Aves; Passeriformes; Paridae. The coding region runs from base 124 to 597 and encodes 157 amino acids. Gene Ontology annotation, cellular component: cytoplasm; nucleus. Gene Ontology annotation, biological process: regulation of cell cycle.